This is a messenger RNA of Dioszegia hungarica, 447 nucleotides long. RefSeq names its product succinyl-CoA synthetase-like protein. Gene Ontology annotation, biological process: succinyl-CoA metabolic process; tricarboxylic acid cycle. Gene Ontology annotation, cellular component: succinate-CoA ligase complex; mitochondrion. The annotation marks the transcript as partial. The transcript is spliced from 2 exons. The record is from RefSeq and is a predicted model, not a curated record. Lineage: Eukaryota; Fungi; Basidiomycota; Tremellomycetes; Tremellales; Bulleribasidiaceae. Gene Ontology annotation, molecular function: succinate-CoA ligase (ADP-forming) activity.
GACCCAUUUGCGACACAUCGUCAUCCCAAUCUGGCCGAGCUGGUCGAUAGCUCAGAAACACAUCCUCUUGAAGCUCAAGCGGCCAAAGCUGGCUUGUUCUACCACAAAUCUCGGCGGGGAGGCAACAUCGGAUGCUACGGCUACGGCGCGGGAUCAGCCAUGUCCACGAUGGACGUUCUGGCUGUGGUGGGCGGGAAGCCGACCAACUUUCUGGACGGAGGAGGCGGAGCGACCGAGGCGAAUGUCCGGGCAGCGCUGGAUGUGCUCAUGAAUGAUCCGGAUGUGGAGGUGGUGUUUGUGAAUACUUUCGGCGGGUUGACCAAAACAGAACUGAUUGCGGACGGUAUUGUGCGUUUUCUGAGGGAACGGAAAGAGGCGGGCAAGGCGACUCCACCAUUCGUCAUCCGGUUGAGAGGGACAGGUGAGAAUGAAGCGAGGGAGAUCGUA